AUGAGAUCAUGUCCAUCUCGUCCGUACUUUGUAAUUUCGGUCACUCUUCUUAUACUAUUGCUCUCAACCUUUUCGUAUUCGCUGCAUUCGACAUCUUUUUUCAAUGAAAGGAGGAUCGGACGAUACAAUGAGCAUUUUUUAGUGGCUCGAAAUGAACCUGAUUCGAACAACCCCACACGAACAGUCAAAACAAUCACUGUAACAACCAAUAAAAUGACUGAAAGUGAAACUUACCAUGGCAAUAAAAAGGAAACCGAUCGUAGUAAUAAAGACGAUAAGAAAACCAUUACUACUGAAAUCAAUAUUACUUAUACGACUGUUGUUUAUGGACCAGUUAUUCCGCCUUCACCCUUUGUCUCUGCCGUACCGAUGCCGACAAUUCAUAAUAUGACAGAUAUUGGCUCAGCGCACCAAGAAAGUGAACGACAGCAGGCGAGUGACAGUUUAGACAAUAAUAAAGGCAGUACCACCAAGCCCAAUAAUAAUAAUAAUAAUAAUAAUAAUAAUAUAGCAGAAAGUUUGAAAGACGAUCAGCAAGCCUUAAAACGUAUGGUGAUGAUUGUAUCACUGGUAGGUGGAUUUGGCUUUAUUGCAGUUGCCACAACUGUUGUUAUUUUCACCAGAAUGCGAAUAAAAAACCGAAAGCAAAGAGAAAUGGGUGAACGUGAUAUGAGCUCCACUUUUGAAUUUUAUUCUGACAAUCGUCAUGACCAUCAUAAUAACAACAGCAACAGCAAUAGUAGCAACCAUCACAGCCAUACGAGCAGUGCUAGUAUGAAUCAUAAUAGCAGUUAUCGGCCCUCUCAUCAUCAGCAACACCAACAUAAUAUAAGUUCUUCCUCAUCCCAUCCCACAAGUUCUUAUGCGCCAACUGCCAAUUUCGCCUUGGCUACAGCGGAUGAAACAAUUGAACCUUCAGCACCACCGCUCACCAUGGAACAUCAGAACAUGCUACCCUUAGUCGAACAUGAGCACCAUCGACAUCACCACGAGCAUAGUACUGGCAGCAUGAGAACCCCUCCGCAGCAGCAACAACAGCAAAGACGCUAUGUAUUGUCCAUAAGUUCACAAUCUUCAGCGCCACCCACCCCUUCAGCCCCCACGGCGAAAGAAUUAGAUGCUAUGAUCGAAGAUGAUCAACUACAGCAACAAGAGCCUACUACAUCUACCCAUCGUUUUCAUGCACAUAAUCAUCACCAUCACGAUCAUCAUCGCAGGUGCCCUAAUUGUUCGCCUUAUUUCAUCAUGUCUUCAACAGCAAUAGCGGCAUCUGUUACAACGAACACUACUCCCUAUCCCAUUCCGGAAAUUCCACCACCGGCCUAUACACCCACUGCACCGCCUUAUCAUGCUUUGCCAGUAGAGGCAAGAACAGUAAUACCCUAUGGUGAAAAUAGUGAUGCUGCUGCUGUUACGAUAACGCAUUCCAAUAGUGAGAAUGCUAUCAGUAGCACAGCUCUUGCAACAGCAACAACGUCAAGUAGUCUUUUGAUACCGCCGGCAUUACCAUCCAGGCGACACUCGACUGGAAAUUAA
Messenger RNA from Mycotypha africana, 1536 nucleotides. RefSeq lists its product as uncharacterized. The record is from RefSeq and is a predicted model, not a curated record. Bases 1 to 1536 code for a protein of 511 amino acids. The transcript has a single exon. NCBI's taxonomy places the organism in Eukaryota, Fungi, Mucoromycota, Mucoromycetes, Mucorales, Mycotyphaceae.